UCACUCCAAAAUCAAAUUCCGCAUUCUGAAAACCCUCAAUUUUCCCCCAAAUUCGGCCGAUCUCUCUCUCUCGCGCAGAAAUGCUGAAUGCAUCGCUCUCAGUGGCGCCGCUGUCGCCGUCAGCCGCGUCUCAGCGGGCGGUGAUCCCCGGCAGCUACGGGUGGCCGGUGAUCGGGCCGCUGGCGGACCGGCUGCAGUAUUUCUGGCUGCAAGGACCGCAGAAUUUCUUCGCGAAGAGGAUCGAGAAGUACGAGAGCACGGUGUUCCGCACGAACGUGCCGCCGGCGUUCCCGUUCUUCGGCGGCGUGAAUCCGAACGUGGUGGCGCUGCUCGACGUGAGGUCGUUCAGCCACCUCUUCGACGCGGAUCUCGUCGACAAAUCGAACGUCCUCGUCGGCGAUUUCAUGCCGAGCGUCAAUUACACCGGCGGAAUCAGGGUUUGCGCUUAUCUGGAUACCGCAGAAACCAAGCAUGGGCAAAUCAAAGAUUUUGCCAAAGACAUCUUAAGACGAAGCUCGAGCACAUGGGUUUCGUCCAUGACCACCUCCCUCGACGCGAUGUGGGAUUCCCUUGAAUCCCAGCUCGCCGCCGCCGGAGACGGAGGCUCCGCCAGCUACAUCUUCCCUCUCCAAGAAUUCCUAUUCUCCUUCCUCAGCCUCACCCUCCUCGGCGCCGACACGUCCGCCUUCCCGGAGAUCAAGAAAUCCGGCCACAUAAUGGUCGACAAAUGGCUCGCCGUGCAACUCCUCCCCACGAUAAGCAUCAACGUCGUGCAACCCCUCGAGGAGAUCUUCCUCCACUCGUUCUCCUACCCUUUCUGGCUCGUCAAAUCCGACUACCAAAAGCUCGCGAGUUUCGUCGAGAACGGGGCUGGGGAAACGCUGGCGAGGGCGCAGACCGAGUUCAAGCUCACCAAGGAGGAAGCCAUCCACAACCUCGUCUUCAUGCUCGGGUUCAACGCGUUCGGAGGGUUCUCCCUCUUCUUCCUCUCGCUCCUCAGCAGCCUCAGCGAGCAGAAGCCGAGCGUGCAGGCGGAGCUGAGGAAGGAGGUGCGGGAGAAGCUCUCGAACGACGUCCUUAGCUUCGAGACGGUGAAGGAGAUGGACCUGGUGAAUUCGUUCGUGUACGAGACACUGCGUUUGAAUCCACCUGUCCCACAGCAGUUCGGCCGAGCUCGAAAGAACUUCGACCUCAGCUCGCACACCACGGUGUACGAGAUCAAGAAGGGCGAGCUGCUGUGUGGCUUCCAGCCAUUAGUGAUGAGGGAUCCUAAAAUAUUUGAGAAUCCAGAGGAAUUUGUGUACAACAGAUUCUCAAAGAAAAGAGGCGGAGACGAGUUACUUGAAUACCUGUUCUGGUCGAACGGGCCGCAGAUGGGAACUCCGGGCCCAUCGGCCUCCAACAAGCAGUGCGCGGCCAAGGACGCCGUGCCUCAAACUGCUGCUGUGUUUCUUGCUUACCUGUUUCAGAGAUAUGAUGAGAUCUCCAUUUCUUCUGGUUCUGUCACUGCUCUCAAAAAGGCAAAGUGACAGCGGCUACGCUGUAUACGAUGAUGUAUCGUCACACAGUACGACGUCUAUAUACGUCGACUUCUGUCAAUGUAUGAAAGAGACAUGGCAAAAUAAUAUGUUUACCUGUUCAAAUCA
This is a messenger RNA of Salvia hispanica, 1646 nucleotides long. Its product is annotated as fatty acid hydroperoxide lyase, chloroplastic-like. The record is from RefSeq and is a predicted model, not a curated record. Gene Ontology annotation, molecular function: oxidoreductase activity, acting on paired donors, with incorporation or reduction of molecular oxygen; monooxygenase activity; iron ion binding. Gene Ontology annotation, biological process: sterol metabolic process. Lineage: Eukaryota; Viridiplantae; Streptophyta; Magnoliopsida; Lamiales; Lamiaceae.